AUGUCAAAAACAGCCGCGGCGCUGAAAAAGACAUUCCUCGUGGGAGCGCGGCGGGGGAUGAUUCGUAUGCCACCACUACGUCGGGCGAGCUCUCAAUCGAACUCAGCAGCCACGGCCCCGGCGAUACAGUCACCACCACCACUCCCUACAUCUUCGGUCCCGAAAGCACUUCCUCCGCUCUCCCUUAUGCCAACGCCUCUCCUUAUCCGCUCCUACCUGCUAACCACCAUUCUCGCCUCCCCACGCCUCCUCAGGCUCGCCCUCCCCCUCCUCACCACCAUUGCCAACUCGCCCUCGCCGCUCCUAAACCCCGACCGGAACCCCCUAAUCGGCAUCCCCGUCCGCAAGAUCGUCUAUGACCACUUCAUAGCGGGCGGGUCUGAGGACGCCGUCCGGCAGACGGUGACGCAGAUAAAAGCGACGGGGUUCGCGGGGGUGGUGUUGGGGUACGCGAAGGAGUUCGGGGUGGGAGAUAGGGGGGAGGUGGGAAAAGGGGAGGAGGGGGACGAGGAGGCGGAUGUGGUGAGCUGGGGGAGGGAGUACGAGCGGACAAUGGAGAUGGUUGAUGAGGGGGACUUUGUGGCUGUCAAACUUUCGGGCGCCGGACGCUCCACCCUCCACGCCCUCGCCAACCAGCAGCCGCCACCUGCCAGGAUGUGGCAGCAGCUGCUCGCCCUCUGCGCCACGGCCCAGGUGUGCAAGAUCCGCGUGUGGAUCGACGCCGAGCGGCAGGACCUCCAGCCUAGCAUCGACGCCUGGACGCUCCUCCUUAUGCGACGGUUCAACCACCACGGCGCGGAAGCCGCGUCAGGGUUCGGGUUCCCAUGCGUCUACAACACGUACCAGGCCUACCUCAAGAGCACGCCGGCGACUCUCGAGGCACACAUGCGGGCUGCGCAAGUGGAGGGCUGGACCCUCGGCGUCAAGCUCGUGAGAGGUGCUUACAUGGCUACCGAGCGCCGGGAGUUGAUCUGGGAUUCCAUCGAGGAGACGCACGCGGCCUACGAUGGGAUUGCGGCAGCGCUGCUCGCACGGCAAUGGCCGGCUGACGUUAGGUCCGGGAAGCCGUGUCCGCGGGUGGCACUCGUGCUGGCAACUCACAACGAGAGGAGUGUUGAGCGGGCGUAUGAGAUCCAGAAGGCGCGUGUUGAGGCCGACGAGGCGAUCAUUGAGCUGGAGUUUGCACAGCUGCAGGGCAUGGCGGAUGAGCUCUCUUGCCGGCUGUUGCAGCUGAGCGAGCUGGGCGGCGAUGAGAAGUUGAGGGAGGGGGACGGCGAUGAGAGGCUCAGACCGAGAGCGUUCAAGUGUCUAGCAUGGGGGAGUACGCGGGAGUGUUUGCAGUUCCUGUGCAGGAGGGUGAAGGAGAAUGGUGAUGCUGUUGCGAGAACGGGGACGUGGGUUAAGGCUUUCCGGAGGGAGCUUUGGAGGAGGCUCAAGGGGGGCGUGAGACUCUGA
Molecule: messenger RNA, 1455 nt
Organism: Drepanopeziza brunnea f. sp. 'multigermtubi' MB_m1
Lineage: Eukaryota; Fungi; Ascomycota; Leotiomycetes; Helotiales; Drepanopezizaceae
Source: RefSeq, a predicted model, not a curated record